AGGGAGAGAGAUGCGAUGGAGCCAGUCGUUCAGACAUGCGGAACCUUUCCUGGACUGACUCUGGGAUUCAGGUCUCCAGUGUUGGCAGGAGAUCCCUACAGCAAACCCAAAUUGUCAGCCCUUGACAGCCAUGUUGUGAAUGCAGGAGGGAAUGUGACCCUUCAAUGUAUCUCAUGGCAGAGAUAUGAUGGGUUUAUUUUGAUCAAGGAAGGAGAACCCAAGUUCUCCAGAACCCUGGACUCACAGUAUAUUUUCACUGGGCAUUUACAAGCCAUGUUUUCUUUGGGUCCUAUGACCUCCAGGAAUAGUGGGACAUUCAGAUGUUAUGGCUUCUACAAAAGAGAGCCACAGAACUGGUCUAUGCCAAGUGACCCCCUGGAAGUACACAUAUCAGGAGCAUCUGAGAUGAUCAACUCAUCAGAAGUCAAGAUAGCUUCACAACCCAAGCAUCAUACAGUGGACAACUUCAUCCGGAUGGCUAUGAUUGGCUUGCUCCUUUUGCUGUUUGGGAUUCUGCAGCUAAAGACUUGGUACAGCCAGAGAUGGACCUUACACGCACCAGGGAGGUGGUUGGUCAGACCGACAGAUCUCCCCCAUCCUCACCACCAGGGUGACCUCUCCAGCAAAGCCCUUGCUAGUUCACCUUAUGAUGCAAGGAACAUGAGGAAGUGCUCUAGCUUCCACACCUCCAGGGCUGGCUCACCCAUAUCUGCACCAAUAGAGCCAUAUCUACAGUGUUGCCUAUGCAAGGUGGAAAGCAGUGAGGGGGGCACAUCUGCCCCUUGCCCACACCACCAUAUGGCAGAUGAGCGGUGGGGCUACAACUUCCACAUUCACAUUCUGUCAGUUCUACUGCCAUCUCCUCUUACCCGCUCUACUGUGCUGCCCAGAUCUGGUGGUGGUGGUGAACAUGCUUCAAAAACAGACCCUGAUUCAUCAGGAAACCCUAGGGGUGCAGGAACUUCUGAAGAGGGGAGAAUCUUCUCUGAUUUGAGGGGUAAAGGUCACACAGAAAAUUCUCUUCCAGGACUGAGCCUGGUCCCCAUGACCCAUGUACCAGCAGAAAUUAUGGGCAAACCCACACUCAGAGCUCAGCCAGGCUCCGUGAUGACCAGCGGCAUGCAACUGACCAUUUCAUGUGAGGGAACCUCUAGUGCCCAGGAAUAUUAUCUCUAUAAAGAGGGCAGUCCAGAUCCCUGGGAACGACAGAGCCCUCUGGAGCAUGGGAACAAGGCCGAGUUCUUCUUUCCGUCCUUUCAUCAGAACCAUGCAGGGAGAUAUCGCUGUUACUAUAGGACCCACAUUGGCUGGUCAGAGCGCAGUGACUUUCUGGACUUGAUGGUGACAGGAUUCUACAGAAAACCCAGUCUAUCAGCCCUGCCCAGCCCAGUGGUGAGAUUUGGAGGAAAUGUAACUCUCGAGUGUAUCUCACAGCUUGGAUAUGAUGGGUUUUCUCUGACUAAGGAAGAACAACAGAAAAUCUCUUGGACCCUAGACUCACAGUACAUAUACUCUAAAAGCAAUUUCCGGGCACUGUUCUCUGUGGGUCCUCUGACCUCCGGACAUAGGAGGACAUUCAGAUGCUAUGGCUAUUACUUGAGUAAACCCCAGGUGUGGUCAGAACCCAGUGAUCCUCUGGAGCUCCUGGUCUCAGGAGUGCCUGAGACCACCAGCCAACCACAAAACAUGUCAGAAGCCACAAUAGCCUCACAGCCUCAAGAUCAUACAGUGGAGAACAUCAUACGGAUGGGCAUUUCUGGUUUGAUUCUCACAGUACUUGGGAUUUUGCUGUUUGAAGCUUGCUACAGCCAGAGAAGACCUUGAUUGUAUCCUGGAAGUGAAGACGAGAGAUGGCCACAGGCUUGCAUUGUUACUAUCUAAAAAAUAAAUUUGUCUAUCCUUGGUUAUUUUUUUAUAAGAAAAUUCAAUGUUUAAUACUGAGAAUCACUUGUGAGAAAAGAUCCAGGAAUCAAAUGUGUUUUGGAUGCAGGAAAGUAUCUAACUUUUGAGUUGGAGAGCUCUUCCAACACCACAUUAAGGCUUGCAUCCUCUACCUUACUGUGGACUUUGAGAACUUUUUCUCCCCUUCCAUUUUACAGGGGAACUUAUUGUCCCAUUAAUGAGGUUUGGUCCUGAACUUUGUAUAUCUUCUCCUUUCCCAAGUUUCUUGUCAUACUUUAUUAUAAAUUAUCAUAUUCCCUAUUAUGAGCAUCUGCUUUUGUGGAUGUUUUUGUACUAGAAACAAGGAAUUUGACUCAAUAACAACAACAAAAAUAUUAAUGAACACAAUUCAGAUUCCCAAAUGCUAAAAUAACUGGACAUAAAUGAUGCUUCCAAAUUCUGUACUCUCACUUAUGUAUCCUACUAUGCACAUUCGUUGUGAGAUUUUUGUUAAUUUAUAAAAAGUUACUGUCUAGUGUUUAAAGGAACUAUCAGUGGGACACUGUUGAUACAGAUUCAAAAACAUCAUUUUUUAAAAAAUGCUGCUCUGUGACAUUUGCUGAUUGAUGUGUAUAAUCCUUUGCAUGGAUACCUUGUAUUCCUGUAUUCCAAGGUCAGUCAGAUCCAUGAAGGGAGCAACAAGGAGUAGUGAAAAUAGCUGUCAUGACCACCUUUUCCCUCUUUGCCUAUUUCUAUGUGAGAAGACAGAACACCACCAAAUGCUAAUAAAUUUUUGCAUUCUCACAAUA
Molecule: messenger RNA, 2690 nt
Organism: Arvicola amphibius (Eurasian water vole)
Lineage: Eukaryota; Metazoa; Chordata; Mammalia; Rodentia; Cricetidae
Exons: 12
Coding region: 16-1824 (602 amino acids)
Biological process (GO): cytokine-mediated signaling pathway
Molecular function (GO): inhibitory MHC class I receptor activity
Source: RefSeq, a predicted model, not a curated record